Molecule: messenger RNA, 4114 nt
Organism: Haliaeetus leucocephalus (bald eagle)
Lineage: Eukaryota; Metazoa; Chordata; Aves; Accipitriformes; Accipitridae
Product: A-kinase anchor protein 6-like
Exons: 3
Coding region: 1-3147 (1048 amino acids)
Cellular component (GO): sarcoplasmic reticulum; perinuclear region of cytoplasm
Molecular function (GO): transmembrane transporter binding; protein kinase A binding
Source: RefSeq, a predicted model, not a curated record
AUGGAUCUAAAUGGUCCAAGUGAAGAUGCACUAGAAUGGGAUGAAACUGACAUAAGUAAUAAGCUGAUCAGUAUUCAUGAAGACUUAAGUGAUCCUGAUCAGGAACUCAAGAAGGAUGAUCUAAGCCAGAAACCUACUUCAGGAGGAUGUGGUGAUAAUGAUGUGAAUGAAGACAAAAAUAACUAUAUGUAUCAGAGUGGAAGCAUAAGCAGGCAUUCUGAGAGUGAGAGUGGCAUAGUGAGUGAAUGUGAUACAGAAACUACAAAUAAUUCAGAAAUUUUUUUGCUAAAUGAUAUUGAAAGCACUCAGAGUAAUCCUGAAAUUGGGCAUGCAGAAACUCAAGUGGAUGAUAUAGUUGAUGUAAUAAAACAAAAAAUAAAGCAAGAUGAAGAAGACCAUGCUAGUCUCUCAGAUGAUUUCCAGUUGGCACCUUCUGCAUGUUGUAGAACUGAAAAUGGUGAGGAUUUGGACAGCAUUACCAUGUGUAACCCUGUUUGUCUAGAAGAACUGCAAGGAAAACAUGAUGUGUUUACAUUUUAUGAUUACUCAUAUCUUCAAGGCUCCAAAUUCAAAUUACCAAUGAUAAUGAAACAAUCACAAAUUGAAAAAACACAUACAGCGGGCAGUUUGUUUCAUGGUAUUUGUCUUGAUAAAAUACCUGGUAAAUCUGAACAUAAGGCUGGAGAGUCACAACCAGAUGGGUUUAUUCAUGACCAUACUCUGGCAAGUGUCCCUGGAGAAUCAGAUCCCAAUUCCUGUAAAUCUGCAGAAACUGUAAGAAAAUUAACUGUUACAGAGAGUACAAGACAGGUUUCAACUUUAUCUCGUAGUUCUUCAUUAGAAUCUCUGUCUGUAGUAGGUGAUUUGUUCAGCUCAGGUAUUUUUAAAGGUGGAGACGGUCUUCAGCGAAGCACCUCUUUGGAGAGCUGGCUGACUUCCUACAAAAGCAAUGAAGAUCUUUUUAGUCAUCAUGGCUCAGGAGACAUAAGUGCAAGCAGUGAUUCUGUUGGAGAGCUCAGCAAAAGGACAUUAGAUCUUUUGAACCGCUUAGAGAAUAUCCAGAGUCCUUUAGAUCAAAAGAUAAAGCACAGCAUCUCUGAUAUAACACUCCAAAGUAGCUCUCAAAAAAUGUCUUUUACUGGACAGCUGUCUCUAGACAUUGCAUCCUCAAUCAACGAAGACUCAGCAGCUUCUCUCACUGAACUCAGCAGCAGCGAGGAUCUUUCUCUCUGCUCUGAAGACAUUGUACUGCACAGAAAUAAAAUGCCAGAUUCAAAUGCAUCAUUUAGAAAACAUCUUAAUAGAUCUGUAGCUGAUGAGAGCGAUGUCAAUGUCAGCAUGAUUGUUAAUGUCUCCUGCACUUCUGCUUGUACUGAUGAUGAAGAUGACAGUGAUUUGCUUUCAAGUUCCACCCUUACCUUAACUGAGGAAGAGCUAGGUAUCAAAGAUGAAGAUGAUGACUCCAGUAUAGCAACUGAUGAGGAUAUUUAUGAAGAAUGCAAUUUAAUUUCAGGACUUGAUUAUAUAAAAAAUGAACUCCAGACUUGGAUUAGACCAAAAUUUUCUUUGACAAGGGAGAAGAGAAAAAGUAACCUCAGUGAUGAAAUUCAGCACAAUAAAGUUAGUAAUGAGACAUCAAAAGCCACAGAUACAUUAAGCAUUGAAACACUAUUGAAUGGUUCAGUACAGAAAAUAUCAGAAAAUAAUGGCAAUAGUAAGAACGUACCACGUGAACGUGAAAAAGGGACAAAGAGUCACCUGAUGAAAGAUAUCUCUCAGGUUGUGAAAGAUCAGCUUGUGGAUGAUAUGGAGAAUGGCAAUGUUGGAAAUACUAUUGGCAGUCAAAAGGAAGGUCUUGUUAGAACAUCAGCAACUCCCCAAACUCAUGCAUCACUUGGUGUCAGAAAAGCUGAAAAUGAAUGUUGUGUCUGUGAAGCAUUUACAGACAGUUCAGAUGAUUCACAUAUGGAUGGCAAGGAGACUGUUCUGUCAUCAGAUGGAUCCAGAAACCCUCCGAAAGAAUGUCAAAGACAUCUUCAGCCUGAUCAUCACUCUCUUGCUUCCUCUCCUGCUAAAAAGCCUUGUCUUGAAUCUUCCUCAGAAAUUAAUUGUGUAGACAUACAAGAUACAGCUUUACAAACAUCCUUACCUAAUGGUCAACAACAUAGAAUAAGCAUUACUGAAAAAUCAACUGAUUGCUGUACAGCCUUGAAAUCCAAUGAAGCAGAAUGCGACUCCUCAGCCAAUGGUCUUGAUUCAUGCUGUAACUGUGAAUCUGCUACUUUUGAUAAAAGAAACAUAGAAGAUGGCUCAGUACACAAUUUUGUGAGGGAGAUAAUAGACAUGGCAUCAACAGCUUUAAAAAGUAAGUCACAACCUGAAUGCGAGUCAUCUGCUCCAGCUUCAUUAGCACAGAUCAAGGAAAAAGUGUUAGAACACUCUCACAGACCCAUUCAGCUGAGAAAAGGGGACUUCUAUUCUUAUCUUUCACUUUCUUCUCAUGAUAGUGACUGUGGAGAGGUAAUCAAAUACAUAGAGGAAAAGAGCAGCACUCCUGUGCCACUGGACUUCACAGAUGAAAGAGAAAAUAUUGAAUGCUUUUUUGAAGCCUGUCCUGAGGAAGAACGGAUUGAGCAGCAGCAAUCCAUUUCUAAUGGUACUCCUGAAGCACGAGUUGAGCAGCAGCAACAUAUUUCUAACACUAUUUCUGAAACGUCUCCAGAGUCACUAGGUGAAGUGACUCUAGAGUCAUUAGAAGAAAUUAAAACUUCAUCUGAAGGUAGGGAUUUAUCUUUCUCAUGUAAUGGUGACAAUGAUAUGAACAUCCCCAAUCCUAACAAACAAAGUGCAUCAAACAAUUUGAAAAAUGCUGCUGAUGAUUUGCUGAUUUCAGAUGGGCAAACUGAACGUUUGGAAAAUAGUUCUCCAGAGCUUAGCACUAAAAAGAGUAGUACAGGAGAAUCACCUGGAUCUGAAGAGCCCAAAGGAUGUGUUGCUGCUUCUGAAGAGGCUUCAGCUAUAGAGUUUCAGUUAAAGCCUGGCCAUUCACAGAAGAAGGAUGCUUUGCAUCAGAACAGUAAAACUCUUACUUGUGAAGAAAAUCUCCUUAAUCUUCAUAAGGAAAGACAUAUAAAUAUGCACAGAUAGAAUGUAACUCUCUCCAGGCACAUACAUUAUCCUAAAAACAGAAACUUGGCUGCAAUUCAGGUGCAGGUUCAUCCUGUAAACCCUGGGAUGACCUCCAAUUCCAUUGUAUCACUGCCUUUCAUUACACUGACUCCCAAGAUAAAUUUUCUUUCCAAACGUGAUUUGUCCAUGUUGGCUUUGUGAUCAGGCUGCAUAUGCUAGUCCUAUUUCAGUGAUCAUUUUGUAUUGUAGCAAGGCCAUUUGCUUUCAUAUGGAUUCCUCUCCCAAGCUACCUCUAAUGACCUCCCCUUCCUAAAUUGGAUGCUCCUGUACUACUUAUCACUAGUUCUGUUCUUUAAAGUUUUGAAGUUCCACAGAAUUCAUGAUCAGUCUGGUUCAUCUUUUCAGAACUGUACCUGUCAAUACUCUUCUAUUUUAUGUAUCAAAUUUAAUAUUUAUGUGUCUAAUGCAUAAGCUUAUUGAAACUAUUUUACUUUUAAAGUGACAAUUUUGUUGGAUUGCAGCAAAAAGAAGUCAUUAGCCGUCCUGAUUCAAUACAUCUAAAAAUUAAACAAUUAAAAUAAAUGGCAUUUUAUUUAUUUAAUUUUAAAAUUUAAUCUAUGCAACACUUCAAGAAACAACUACAUGGUGUUGUAUAUUAGGAACUGUUGACAUUCUACUGAAUUAAGUACAACAUUUUGGUUUUUUAUGCUUCUUGAGGUGGUAAUGAGAAAAAAAGUUUUUAAAAAAUGUGUGCCUUGCUGUAUUUCUUAUACCAUUUAUUAAAAAGCUGCUUUCACAGUAAAAUUAUGUUGGUUUGAAAGGAGAAAAUAGCAAGGUUAAGACGUGUGAAUAAUUUCUGUAUAUAUGUAUAACCAAGUGCAAACAUUGAUGUAUAAUGACAGUAUAAAAUGCUUUCAUGUUUGUGAUGUCCAGUGAUGUGGAAAAUAUAAGCCUUAAAACCAUUAGAUUGCAUGGUAAUUAGAAU